This is a messenger RNA of Harmonia axyridis, 2872 nucleotides long. Its product is annotated as cytohesin-1. The transcript has 5 exons. Gene Ontology annotation, molecular function: guanyl-nucleotide exchange factor activity. The coding region runs from base 375 to 1637 and encodes 420 amino acids. Gene Ontology annotation, biological process: regulation of ARF protein signal transduction. The record is from RefSeq and is a predicted model, not a curated record. Lineage: Eukaryota; Metazoa; Arthropoda; Insecta; Coleoptera; Coccinellidae.
CCUUCGAAGAAGCUCCAAGCCGGUGGGCACAUCAGUGCGCGGACACAGUCUUCGCAGCACGGUCGUAGACAGACGCAGAAAUCGCGCGGAGCGUAUCGCAGAAACGUCUCGUACAGUUCGCGUGGGGUUUGGCGUGCGAGAAGAAGCAGUUUAGCGCGCGCUAGAUUGGUGGGUUUGUGUGGAGUGUGUUGGGGUGAUCCGGUUGGUGGUUCCUGGGUGGAUUUAUCUGCAAGAGAGUGAAGUGUGGAUGAAGGAGGGCUGAGACGGUUUUGGAUUGGAUUUUAGCAUUUAACUCGAAGACAGUUAUCCGUGAAGACGUCAAGCGUUUUCCAGAACAAUAAUGUGAUGUGAGAACGAACCUAGCUAGGAAGAAGAUGCAAUUCAACACUAUUGGAAGAGAGAGGAAGGGUUCAGUAAGCGUCACUAAUGUCACCAACUGGUUCUCGUCCCUCAAGAGGAACAAGAAGCCUAAGAAUGGCAUCAAACAGGCGAAUCAGUCGAGGAGUGUUUGGGACCUGUCAACCUUGUCCAGAAGGCAACUCAAAGAUGAACUCUGCGAGGUGGUCUCGGAGAUGGAAUCCCUGGACACAGGGGAGGACGGGAAAAAUAGCAACAAGGCCAAGAUGAUGUCGAUCGGUCGGAAGAAGUUCAACAUGGACCCGAAGAAGGGCAUCGAGUUCCUGAUUGAGAAGGGCCUGCUGCAGCUCACCCCAGAGAGCGUGGCGCAGUUCCUGCACAAGGGCGAGGGCCUGAACAAGACCGCCAUCGGGGACUAUCUGGGCGAGAAGAAUGACUUCAACGAGAACGUCCUACAGGCGUUUGUUAAUCUGCACGACUUCACCGAUCUUAUCCUGGUACAAGCUUUACGACAAUUCUUGUGGAGCUUCAGACUACCGGGCGAGGCGCAGAAGAUAGACAGGAUGAUGGAGUGCUUCGCUAAGCGGUACUGCGAUUGCCAGGGCGAGAACAACAUUUUCGAAAACUCCGACACUUGUUACGUUCUCUCCUUCUCCAUAAUCAUGCUGAACACCAGCCUUCACAAUCCCAGUGUGAAGGACAAGCCGACGGUUGAGCAGUUCAUCAACAUGAACCGCGGUAUAAACCAAGGGCAGGAUCUUCCCAGGGAGUUGUUAGUGGGUCUUUACGACAGCAUAAAAGCAGAACCUUUCAAAAUACCAGAAGACGAUGGAAACGACCUGAUGCACACCUUCUUCAACCCUGACAAGGAAGGAUGGCUUUGGAAGCAGGGCGGAAGGUACAAGAGUUGGAAGAGGAGAUGGUUCAUCCUCAACGACAAUUGCUUGUAUUACUUCGAGUACACAACGGACAAAGAACCUCGUGGUAUCAUCCCGUUAGAAAACAUUUCUGUUCGCGAGUGUACCGAUCGGCAAAAACAGCACUGUUUCGAACUUUACGCCAGUGGGGGCGCAGACUUCAUAAAAGCAUGUAAAACUGACUCGGAAGGUAAAGUCGUAGAAGGUAAACACACAGUGUACAGGAUGUCAGCGAGCAGUGAAGAAGAAAAGAGUGAGUGGAUGAACCGUUUGAGGCAGAGUAUUAGUCACAACCCCUUUUACGACAUGUUGGCUAGUCGGAAGAGGAAAGCUCAACAUCACAUGCUACAGGGAAAAAAUUGAUUGACGAGAGUGCGUAGAUUCUUGAGUUCGUGUAUGGAUUACUUCUAUUCCCGUUUAUACUUACCAUUGCAGAAUAAAUUCGAAUUGUUUUGAAUUUUUCUAAAGUACAAAUUUUAUGUGGUUUUAAAAAGUAUCUCACAAAAUUUUAUUUGGAAGAAUCAACAUCAACUAUAUCGGCAGCAUAAAACAAAAGUUUAUAUUGCUAUUACCACUGAUUCCAUUUACACUUGAUGAUUGAUUUGUAACCGAAUAUUAGGUUUAAAAGUCAAUAUGUCAAACGAUAUGACAUUUGUAUCAUUAACUGUCACUUAUCCAAGUGAUCAUUAUGAAUUUUCUUCUACAAUAAUUUUAUUGUGAUUUUUUAAUUCUGUUGAAUGAAUGAAAAUAUUAUUUGUAGCAUUAUUUUAUGCAGAUCUUCAAUAGAUACAACAUUUUUUGUGAUAUAUAGAAAUAAUAGUAACUUUUUGGAUGAAUACAUGUUUAAAAUUUGAUUGGUGAUAUUGAAGAUCUGCGUUAAAAAUGCCGUCCAAGAAAUUUUCUUUUAAAAUCUUCAUACCUAGUGACUGACCAAGGCUAGUGUUUGUUAUAUUUAGCUUAAUGGUAUAUUCAACACCAAGAUUUGCAAUAGUUUGAAAAUUUACAUUGGUGUGCCAUAGCACCUAAAUUGAAGCAAAGUGAUACUGACCAACUGUAGGUAAAGGAGAAUAUAAUUUUUAUGAAGGCUUGCUAAUGUUUUGAGUCUUUGUAUUAUAUUUUGUACAUAGUUAUUGUCUUGUGAAGGUGAUCAAUAAAUAAUCUUGAGCAGCGAAUUAAUGUUCUGAUAACGCAUAUCAGUUCCAUUUAAAUGUUUUGAAAAACUUUUCUCAUUAUAUUUCGUACUAAUUCACAUAAGGAACCUAUUUCAUAUUUUGAAUAUUCCAUGUAAUCUCACACAUAAUAUAUUAUAUUUGAAUAUCGCAUAGACAAUACAAUUUAUGAAACUGUUCAUGUUUCAUCUUCUACAUAAUAUAUUUUCUAAUUUUUCUGUGAAAAUAUUUUUAUCUUUUGCUAGUUAAUUUUUGGUGGAAUAAACAGUAUAUUAUUCCUAGUCGAUAAGGUGAGGAAAGGAAUUUGUGCCGUUAUUUAUGUUAAUUUUUUGUAAGAUAUAUUUAUUGAAGUUUGUUUCAUAGUGUAUAAAAGAUAUUGUAGAAAAUUAUAAAUUCUGUUCUUUGUGUAAAUAAAUAUUAUUUGUAAAA